Messenger RNA from Mercenaria mercenaria, 3591 nucleotides. RefSeq names its product organic cation transporter protein-like. The transcript has 10 exons. Lineage: Eukaryota; Metazoa; Mollusca; Bivalvia; Venerida; Veneridae. Gene Ontology annotation, cellular component: membrane. Gene Ontology annotation, biological process: transmembrane transport. The coding region runs from base 666 to 2309 and encodes 547 amino acids. The record is from RefSeq and is a predicted model, not a curated record. Gene Ontology annotation, molecular function: transmembrane transporter activity.
CCGGCAAAAUAUAAAAUCUAACUGUCCACGUAGAGAUGCAUUCACAAAAACAAAACUUGCCGUGGUUAGUGUACGUUAGUUUAAUGUAUUAUUUUAAACCUAUAACAGGCAAUAUUGUUUUACGUAUACACAACAUAUUAAUUCCACGUUUACAUAGGUACUAUGCAGAAGUUUAUUUGUCCAUUUUUUUCAAAAUGAAAUUUUGAUAUAAAACGUUGCACGUCGUAUCGAACAAUCGUGCGUCGCGGGAAAACACGACACUACGAUGGCUCUAACAGCUUUUCGGUUGACGUACGAAGUCAAUGCAAAAUCCAUGUGUUAGCAACGGUACUAUUUUCUACCCUCAACAGUUAGAUUGAUAACAACUUACAGCUGUUUAAACUAUAUGGAGAAAUGAAAUACCAGGUUUGUCAAAAGUUGAAACAUUCCCUGAAUGAAUAAUUACGUUCUUAAUUAACACACUAGUAAGUUCUGAAUUACAGAGAAAACCCAACCGUACAAACACAUACUUUAAAGGAUUAUUUAUGUUUGAAGAGCUUAAUGCAGCAACUGGUAAAUGCAGCACAUAUUAACCGUUUGUCAGAACGAAAAAUGUAUUAGUGGGUGCACACACGUCGUAGAGAAACCCUGUCUGCACGUUCAGAACAUCAGUUAAUAGAUUUGAUAUGAAGUUUGACGAGCUCUAUGAAGAAAUCGGUGAAUUUGGAACAUACCAGAAAAUAGUUGUGAAUCUAGGAUGUUUCACAAGCUUUUACGCUGGGAUAACGUUCUUAACAUCGUUCUUUGUGCUGGCAAUACCGGAACACAGAUGUGCCAUUGAACAUUUACACAAUGAUACAUACGGAAUACAAGACAUAUAUCACGAAGCCUUGGUUAAUGCUAGCAUUCCACUGUCAGACUCGGCAGAACACAAGUACGACCAAUGUCACAUUUUUAAGACGUCUGAAGACGGCAAACUGUCUAAAGUAAAAUGCAGCAGAUGGGUCUAUGAUGAUUCCAUUUAUAAAUCGACACUCGGGGCCGAGCUAAAUAUGGUAUGUGAUCAGGCAAUUCUGAAGUCGAAUGCACAAAUGAGUUUCUUUGGUGGACUUGUUGUCGGAUCUUUUAUUUUAGGAAUGAUGUCAGACAAAUAUGGAAGAAAACGAACGCUAUGCAUAUCUUCAAUCUUCUAUUUCUUGGCCGCCCUGGGCACCGCCUGGGCAAGCAACUUUAUUGUACUGUUUAUACUUACCUUUUGUGUCGGUUUCUUCUCAGUUGGAAACUUCAUGUCAAGCUUUGUUCUUGGAAUGGAAUUCGUAGGUCCUUCGAAAAGGCGAUUUGCUGGAACGUUAGGAGGCUUCUAUUGGACGGCUGGAACCCUGACUCUUUCUGGUCUUGGCUAUGCAAUCAGGGAUUGGAAGACUUUACAGAUAGUAUGCGCCGCACCAGGACUGAUUUUCCAAGUUUACUGGAUAAUAUACCCUGAAUCUCCACGAUGGCUGUACAUCAAUGGCCGUCACGAAGAAGCAAGAGUAAUCCUUGAAAAAGUAGCUCGAUCAAAUGAUAAAAUUUUACCUGAGAAAAUGUUUGAGAGCGUCGAGAUGGACGGGGAGGAAAAUGCAAAAGAAGAAAAAUUAUGGCAUCUGUUUACGUCACGCGUGCUUUGCAUCCGAACUUUAAUCCUCUUCUUUCUGUGGUUGGCCAUUUGUAUGGCUUACUACGGCAUGGCACUCAACAGUGCUGAUCUUGGCGGCGAUGUCUUCCUAGAUUUUUUCCUACAAGCAGUAAUGGAUAUACCUGCCAAAAUUCUCGUGGUUAUUUUACUGAACAGAACUGGUCGAAAAUUCCUAAUGGUAACUAGUAUGCUGAUUGGUGGUGCUGGUUUCUUAGCGACUAUUUUUACGGAAUAUUACGGUGGAGAUGACCUACAUACGUUAAAUACAGCAUUUGCAUUGGUGGGCAAAUUUGGUGCUGCCGCAGCCUAUCCAGUGGUGUAUGUUUUCUCGGCCGAGUUGUUUCCAACAGUUGCACGAAAUGCUGGCAUGGGUGCUAGUUCUUGCGUUUCCAGAGUUGGAGGAAUGGCGGCUACCUAUAUCGCAGAUCUUGACCGAUUUAUUGACAAUAAAUUCGGGAAGACUUUGCCAAUGAUUGUCUUUGGCUCUUUUUGUUUUGUUGGCGGUUUAUUAGCGUUCUUUCUACCAGAAACUUUGAACAAACCGCUCCCAGAGACUAUAGAGGAGGGCGAGCAUUUCGGCAGGAACGAUGAAGUAAAGGUUACAGACAACACAGCGUCGGCAAAUGCGACAGGCAAAUAUUCGACAAAGUUAUAAAAAAAUAAACGCUUCUAGUGUUUAAAUGGUGUUAAGAACGCAUCAAAGUAUUAUUGUAUCGAUCAUAUAUGUAUAUCAUGAAAAUCAACUCUAAAUGUAGUUCUAUUCUGUACAAAAUAAUAAUCAAUUAAUCAGCUGUCAAUCUAAUACGUUAUUUUACCUUACAUUUUAGAGAUAUUGCACCAUCCCUGGGUAUUAAGAUGCAAAUGUUUUUACGUAAAUAGACAUAAAAGUUUAUAGAAUGGAGAUCAAAAUCCUUGAGUUUUCUAAAAAGCUUACUUUUCUCUUUGCUCUCUGCAUGACUAUAGCAUCUGGUGUUUCCACGACAUAUUUAAGCAGGAAAGUAAAAAAAUGUUUACAAGGAGAUCACGUGCUGUUAUAACACCUUAUAUGCGUGUUCCAUGGCGAGACGUAAAAGUAUUGUGGAGGACUUAUAACGCAUAACUAAAACACAAACGCUUAUAGACGCAAUGUUAAUUUUGCUUUUUACACGUAUAAUGCUAGAAUAGCGUUAACACAUGCUUUUAUCCUGUUAUAGCGUCUUAAAAAUCCUUCGGUGGAGACGUUGGUGCUUUCGCUGGUUCGGACACCAACCGAUCACUGCUGAUUCUGCAUUAUCCUAACAUUUUGACUUAUUAAGCUGAGAAAUACAUGAGAGUACACUUGUGUUAACAAGGACCACGUACUGGUAAUACAUUGUUUUAUAUAUGCGCAGAGAUACUCCACAUAUUUUAUGUUUUCAUCAACGUUACAGAAAAAACUUGCGUGAACUUCCCUAAUGAACAUCCGGUCUGGAGGUCACAUCAGUGUGCACAUGUUAAAACUAAAACAGAAUGCAAAAUAUUCACAGUUGUAUUAUUUAUCUAAUUCACAUUGCACAGCAUAUACACAUUUUAGCGUACGACAUACAUUUUCACAACAGCAAAUCAGAAUAAUUUUGCUAUCUGGACCAGAACUUCAUUAGGGAAGUUCAUCCAAGUUUGUUGAUGAAACUAUAAACUACGCGUUGUUCCUCUGAGAUAAGAAAUGUUGAAGGAAUAUGACCGGUACAUUACGAAAGACCCGAAAGACCCGUGGUGACAUUUCAACUUCAUUAUUUCACGAUUUCUGCUUCCUGAUUUCACGAUUUCAACUUCAUGAAUUCACGAUUUCACGAUUUCCACUUCAUGAAUUCACGAUUUCACGAAUUCACGAUUUCACGAAAAAACUUCACGAUUUCUUGAUUUCACGAUUUUUUGAUUUCACGAUUUCCACUUCAUGAAUUCACAAUUUCACGAUUUCU